AUGGCCUCCAUCCACCCUCUCAUCGACAACGGCCUCACCAAGGGCGACCCCAACUUCCCCGGCGGAACCCUCCAAUGCCGCUGCCCCUCCAACCAAGUCGUCGUCGCUCUGAAGAGCAACAUCGCCCACAACCACGCAUGCGGCUGCUCCAAGUGCUGGAAGCCCGCCGGCGCCCUCUUCUCCAUCGUCGGCGUCAUUCCCCGCGAUAACGUCUCCGUCGAGGCCAACGCCUCCAAGCUCAAGAUCGUCGACCCCUCCGCCGUCAUCCAGCGUCACGCCUGCUCUGACUGCGGCGUCCACAUGUACGGCCGCAUCGAACAGGCUCACCCCUUCCACGGCCUGGACUUCGUUCACGCCGAGCUAUCUAAGCAGAAGGGCUGGCAAGAGCCUCAAUUCGCUGGCUUCGUUUCUUCUAUCAUCGAGCAGGGAUAUAACCCCGAGGGUAUGGAUGCUAUUCGCUCCAAGUUCAAGGCUAACGGCCUUAAUACCUAUGAUGCUCUCUCCCCUCCUCUGAUGGAUCUCAUUGCUACCUUCACUGCUAAGAAGGCUGGUGUUAAGUUCGCCAACCUGUAA
Messenger RNA from Penicillium waksmanii, 573 nucleotides. Its product is annotated as S-(hydroxymethyl)glutathione synthase. Bases 1 to 573 code for a protein of 190 amino acids. Gene Ontology annotation, molecular function: S-(hydroxymethyl)glutathione synthase activity; zinc ion binding. Gene Ontology annotation, biological process: formaldehyde catabolic process. The transcript has a single exon. Lineage: Eukaryota; Fungi; Ascomycota; Eurotiomycetes; Eurotiales; Aspergillaceae. The record is from RefSeq and is a predicted model, not a curated record.